UGAUGAUGCGAGGCUCUUGCAGUCCAUCACUGGUACCCCCUCACUGCAGGACUAAGUCCAGCCUCUUUGCAGCAGGAUUGAUGCAUCCGGUGGCUUUUUGGUAAGCGGUACACAACGGGACAGCGAGGCUCCAGAUUUGGCCUAUGGGAAUACUCAACCUCUCACCAUAAAGAAUUUACACAAUAAUCAGAUUCUAAUUUAACGGAUACUCUUCGGACAUCAUCAACACCCAAAAAGAAGUACAUUCUCAGCAAUUGACCCCAGAUUCUUGUUCAACCAUCAUGUCAAGGAGAAAAGUGAGAGGCCUGACCCGCAUUGGCCGUCAGGUCAGCGAGGACCCAGACCUGGACAAUCUGUUGUCCACCCUCUCCCCUGAGGAGGUGGAGGAGCUGCAGGGCAUGAUUCAAGUGCCGGACCCAAACCAAGAGGACGGGAAGAUCAUUGUUCAAGGGGCAAGCCAGCCUGGGCAGCCUUCUGUGAGUAACAACGUCGGGGAUGCUAAACAAGACGGCAGAGGAGAGAGUGAUCCAAAAGGGAGGCUGAGUCAGAGGGAACAGUCAUUCGAGGGUGAGCCAAAGAAGGAGAGCCGUAAGCAGGAAUAUCUGAGGAAGAUGGGCCUGAGCCAGGAGGGGAACGACGACAUGAAAGUGGUGUUACCAAGACAAGCUAGUGUCUCAAGUGAAAGAGACACAAAGGUAGAAGACAGAAACAGCCAAGGUUCGAAUAGGUUGAAAGAAGAGGGAAGUCGACUUUCGGGGAGAUACAGGAAGCAGGACAGCAAGGAGAGGGACGUGAAAGAGGAGACCAAAGAAAAACUCGAGGACAAUAAGGCAAGAGACAGAAGAGAAAACAGAGAAAGUGCAGGUAGCAAAACAAAGGAUAUGAUCUCUAAGUUACAGGAAAGAAAAGACGACAGCAAAGAGAAGGAGAGGAGAGAAGACUGCAGGAGAAAAGACGACAGUAAAACCAAAGACAUUAUCUCAAAGCUGCGGGAAAAACAAGAAAAGGAAGUCACUAAGGAAAAGGAGAGAAAGUCUGAGAGUGUAAGGACACAAGGACUGGUUUCUAAGAUGUUGGAGAAGCAGAGCAAAGUGCAAGAACCCCCGGCUUCAGAGAGUAAAUCAGAAGAGAAAAACACAGAAGAGAAAAACAAGCCUGAUGUCAAAUUGCAAAGACAACCAUCCGGGCAAGGUGAGGUGCAGGAGAACGAUAAGGCAGAGAAAAGAACGGAUCGAGAAGAGCUGGUUAACCACAGUGACCACGUGAAAGAGAAAGAGAAGAAAGUAGAAAAGAAGCACGACAAAGAGGAGGGUACGGGAAAAGCUAAAAAAGCAGCAGAAACAGAAAAACUUGGCAACUGUGUGGCCAAAAACAGCCCAAACAGUAAGGCCAAAGAGGAAGAGGAAGAGGAGGAAGACUCAAGCAUGUUUGAUGAGCUGAUGGAGCAGGUCAGAAGCAAUGACCCAACCCUCGAUGAGCUUAACGUCAACAACUCUGAGGUCAUCAAGACCAAAACGCUUAUCGAGUUUGCGGAGGCUUUGCAUAAGAAUGACCACGUGAAGAAGUUCGCGUUGGCUAACUGCCGUGCCGAUGACCAUGUUGCGUAUGCCAUUGCAGGAACGCUUCGCGCCAACAAAACCAUCACUAGCAUCAACGUCGACUCAAACCACCUCACCGGCAAGGGCAUCCUGGCUCUAAUUCAGGCGCUGCAAUACAACUCCACGCUGACCGAGCUUCGCUUUCAAAACCAGCGGCACAUUUGUGGAGGGAAGACUGAGAUGGAGAUGACCAAGAUCCUGAAGGAGAACACGACCCUGCUCAAACUGGGCUACCACUUUGAGUUAGCAGGACCCAGGAUGACCACCACCAACAUACUGAGUCGCAACAUGGACCGGCAGAGGCAGAAGCGCCUGCAGGAGCAGAAGCAGGCUCAGGCCAACGGGGAGAAGAAAGGGGGGACACUGGACGUACCCAAGAUGGGUGGUGGAGGAGGAUCUCUGAGAAACUCGCCAAAAGCUUCCCCUAAACCUUCUCCCAUGCCUUCCCCCAUGCCUUCGCCUAAGCUGACUCCUAAGAAAGGAUCCGGAGGUUCAGUACCACCACCUCCUCCACCUCCUCCUGGCAUUGGACCUCCACCUCCACCGCCUCCCAUGCUGGAUGUAGACUCCCUGAGGAACUCUCUGACUCCCGUGUCGCAGAGAAAGCUGGAUGGGAAAAGCCCGGGCGGAAGUAAGAACUCAAGGGACCAACUGCUCGCCUCGAUCAGAGGAAGCCAUAUGAAACAACUGAAGAAGGUGCCGGUGCCAAAGUGGUUGCAGUAAUAUUUUCAGAUUGAAUGUAACAUGAAAAAUAAAAGAGAGGGAGAAGAGACAUCUCACCAAAGGUUUUCAAAGACUUAAACUCUACGGUCCCCUUAACUCAGCCAAAGAACAGAGCUGUGGGGCGUAUGGAGAGAGUGAGACAUAUGAUGCCCAUUGGGUAGAUGACUAGCCCUCACUAUGAGAUCUCCCUCAAACACUGGACCAAAAGGACUAUGCGGAGAAGGAGUGACGCAGGGCUCUCUGUAUUAGCCGUCUGCAGUGCUUGUGGUUGUUUGUCUUAAGAAUAUUAUUGACGCUUUGCUGGUUAUUUGCACUAGAUAAUAAGAAGCCAAUCAUAUAACAUGCUGGCUUGUGUAUGCGUCUGAAUGUCAGUGUGGUGGGUGUGUGCGAUGAGCUUAAUAAGAGGUUCAAAUAACUAUAAAAUUCUAAUAUACAAAAGUUUAUCAGUUAUAUAGUGGAUAUUAAUUUGACCAUUUAUUUAUUUGUGGAGAGCGAAUCCACUGUAUUCGUGUAAGUUGUAAAACUGCUCAAACUGGGAAUUCUGAAAUGGCAGAAAUAUCAGGGAACAACAAACUUGGCGGCCUGACUUAAGAAUAUUUAGGUAAGAAAAAAAAAGGUCAAGGUGGUCUUUGAAUGUGUGUCUCAUUGCCAAAUCUCAAACAUCUCAGGCAGGGAUUAAAGGAUUGGACAGCGGCCCAGUGGAGUCCUGGUACAUGACGACAGAAUUUUAGCAUGGAAAUAAUGACAUCAUGUAUUUCAACUGAAAAGUGCAAAUGGCUGACCUUCAAUGAGAAGUUUAAUUUUGUACAGACUCAUUCAAGCCAGUUUGUUUGAAUACCUUACAUAACCUGUAAUGUAACACAUCCACAUAUCUUAACCGUAGGGGGAUGUUAAAAAAACCCAUUACUGGCUUAUAUCAACCGCUCAUGCUUAAGGAAUUGAAUGUGAUAAAAACCAAAAAAUCCAGAUUGCCACUCACAUGUGUAUUGUGUAAUGAAGAUUUAUCUGUCAUAUCUGAUUACACAUGCCUUUCUUACAGAGCCUGUAUGUCUUCAAUAAAAGAUUCUGGUAUGUUUGCAAUGA
Messenger RNA from Labrus bergylta (ballan wrasse), 3404 nucleotides. It is a transcript of the gene lmod1b, whose product is annotated as leiomodin 1b (smooth muscle). The record is from RefSeq and is a predicted model, not a curated record. Lineage: Eukaryota; Metazoa; Chordata; Actinopteri; Labriformes; Labridae. Gene Ontology annotation, molecular function: actin binding; tropomyosin binding. Gene Ontology annotation, biological process: actin filament organization; myofibril assembly; pointed-end actin filament capping. Gene Ontology annotation, cellular component: myofibril; cytoskeleton; striated muscle thin filament.